Ornithorhynchus anatinus (platypus) is the source of this 6248-nucleotide messenger RNA. RefSeq names its product RB1 inducible coiled-coil 1 (gene RB1CC1). The transcript has 24 exons. The record is from RefSeq and is a predicted model, not a curated record. Gene Ontology annotation, molecular function: molecular adaptor activity; protein kinase binding. Gene Ontology annotation, cellular component: phagophore assembly site membrane; extrinsic component of membrane; Atg1/ULK1 kinase complex. The coding region runs from base 531 to 5318 and encodes 1595 amino acids. Gene Ontology annotation, biological process: autophagosome assembly; autophagy of peroxisome; positive regulation of protein phosphorylation. NCBI's taxonomy places the organism in Eukaryota, Metazoa, Chordata, Mammalia, Monotremata, Ornithorhynchidae.
CCCGGCGGCGGAGGAGGAGGAGGGCGGCGCGGAGGAGGAGGCUUGAGGCGGCCGUUCCCCCCUUUCACCCCGCCCCUAUUCCGACCCCUCGGGGUGGUCUAGAGCGGGACGGGUCUAGCGGGCGCCUUCGCGGCCCCUGGGAGGCUUUAAGUGCUUCUCUUUCUCCGCCGCCGCCGGGCCGGGCCGGGCCGGACCGGACCGGACCGGAGCGCGUCGGUUGCCGAGGCCGAAUGGACGGUUGGUGGUAGCCGCCCUCGCCGCCCCUGCCGCCCCCGCCGCGGGAAAAUGGUGUCGGGGGGCUCGGGGGGCUGCCGCUGCCGCUGCCGCCGCCGGAGGAGGAGGCGCUGCCCGUUUGUUGAAUUUCAAUUUGACUAGUAAUGCCAUUCUGAUGCCAAUAUCGAGAAAAGCAAGCUUACACCAGUUUGACAGCUGUAUUUAAGAAAAAUAGUCACCCCUUUUACAGUGCCUGAAGUUCUUAAAUGAUCGUAUCAAAGCGAGAAGAAUAAACUUACAGAACCAGAUCAAUCACCAUGAAGUUAUAUGUGUUUCUGGUCAACACUGGAAUUACCCUAGCAUUUGACACUGAACUUGCAGUGCAGACUGUGGCAGACCUUAAACAUGCAAUCCAAACCAAGUACAAGAUUGCAAUUCAACACCAGGUCCUGGUUGUCAACGGAGGAGAAUGUAUGGCACCAGACCGAAGAGUCUGCACUUACAGUGCUGGGACAGACACAAAUCCAAUUUUUCUGUUUAAUAAAGAAAUGAUCUUAUGUGAUCGCCCACCUGCUAUUCCCAAAACAACCUUUUCAGCAGAAAAUGAGAUGGAAUUAAAAGUUGAAGAGUCUCUCAUGAUGCCUGCAGUUUUUCAUACGGUAGCUUCAAGGACACAGCUUGCUGUGGAAAUGUAUGAAGUGGCCAAGAAACUUUGUUCAUUUUGUGAAGGUCUGGUCCAUGACGAACAUCUUCAACACCAAGGAUGGAGUGCCAUAAUGGCCAAUUUGGAGGAUUGCACGUUAUCGUACCAAAAGCUGCUUUUCAGAUUUGAUGAUGUCUAUUCAAGUUACCUGCAAUCCAUAGAUGAUAUCAAGCUGAAACUUACACAUUUAGGAACUGCUGUUACGAUAAUGGCCAAGAUUCCGCUGUUGGAGUGCCUAACCAGACAUAGCUACAAAGAAUGCUUGGGAAGACUGGAUUCUACUCCUGAGCAUGAAGGGGCAGAACCAGAGAAAGAAGAGUCAGAAAAAUCCACUGGAUUGGUGCUCUUUUCUGAUGUCCCAAGAGUGAACAGCAAAUCCACGUUAGCCUCAUUUUGCAAGUCAGUGGAACAUUCUGUGGCGGACAACGCGGAGCCUGAAAGUGGCAGUGAAAUCAGGGAGUCUUGUCAGAGCCCUUCCCAGGACAGUGGGACUUCAGAGGAUGUUAAAGAGAGCGAUCUGCCUUCUUUCAAUGUUUCUUUAUUAGACUGGAUAAAUGUUCAAGACAGACCUAAUGAUGUGGAGUCUUUGGUCAGAAAGUGCUUUGAUUCUAUGAGCAGGCUUGAUCCUCGGAUCAUUCAGCCAUUUUUGGCAGAGUGUCGUCAAACUAUUGCCAAAUUGGAUAAUCAGAACAUGAAAGCCAUUAAGGGACUUGAAGACCGACUUUAUGCACUGGACCAGAUGAUAGCUAGCUGCAGCAGACUGGUCAACGAACAAAAAGAACUCGCUCAGGGAUUUUUAGCUAAUCAGAAGAGGGCUGAAAACUUGAAAGAUCCUUCUGUGUUACCUGAUUUGUGCCUGAGUCAUGCAAAUCAGUUGAUGAUUAUGUUGACAAACCACAGAAAACUGUUGGAUAUUAAGCAAAAAUGUACCACUGCCAAACAAGAACUUGCAAAUAAUCUACAAGUCAGACUAAAGUGGUGUUGCUUUGUUAUGCUUCAUGCCGAUCAAGAUGGAGAGAAGCUACAAGCCUUGCUCCGUCUUUUAACAGAGCUUCUAGAACGGGUCAAGAUCGUAGAAGCCCUUAGUACAGUUCCUCAGAUGUACUGCUUAGCCGUUGUUGAGGUUGUAAGGAGAAAAAUGUUCAUAAAACACUACAGGGAGUGGGCUGGUGCUCUAAUCAAAGAUGGAAAACAUUUAUAUGAAACUGAAAAGUCAAAAAGGGAAUCCUUUGGCAAACUGUUUAGAAAGUCUUUUUUAAGAAAUCAUCUCUUUAAAGGACUGGAUUCCUGGCCCCCUUCUUUUUGUACUCGAAAACCUCGGCGGUUUGAUGUUGAGCUUCCAGAUAUUUCAUUAAAUGAUUUGCAGUUUCUGCAGUCUCUUUGUCCUUCAGAAGUACAACCAUUACUCAGGGUUCCCUUACUUUGUGACUUUGAACCUCUACACCAGCAUGUACUUGCUCUACAUAACCUGGUAAAAGCAGCACAAAGUUUAGAUGAAAUGUCACAGACCAUCACGGACCUACUGAGUGAACAAAAAGCUUCUAAUAGUCAAGGAUCCCCCCAAUCUGCAACCACACCAAGGAUGGAAAGUACAAUGGGAAUUACAGCUACAACUGCUACCUCGCCUAGAAUUCCUCCAUCACUCAGUCUUCAGGAUCCCUCGUGUCCUCCAGUGUGUCCGUUAGAAGAGUUGUCUCCAGACAGCAUCGAUGCUCAUACGUUUGAUUUUGAAACAAUUCCUCACCCAAACGUUGAACCAAACAUCCUUCACCAAGGAUCCCUGGACUUAGACUCAUUAGCAGAAAGUCCAGAAUCCGAUUUUAUGUCAGCUGUGAAUGAGUUUGUAAUAGAAGAGAAUCUGACCUCUCCCAACCCAAUAAGUGAUCCACAGAGUCCAGAGAUGAUGGUGGAAUCCCUCUAUUCUUCCGUAAUCAAUGCAAUUGACAGUAGGCGUAUGCAAAAUACAAAUGCCGAUGCGAAAGAGGUUUCAGGAGAGCACGUUUCACUAAACGUUCGUUUGGAAAAAUGUCGAGCACUUGCCCAAGAAUCCCAGUUCAGUUUGCGAAACUUCAAGGAUGACCUUUGCCACUUUAGAUCACUUGUACAGAAAGAACAGUGUGACUUUUCCAAUUCUUUGAAAUGUACAGCUGUAGAAAUACAAACUAUUAUAGAAAAAGUAAGACUUUCUCUGGAAAAAACACUAAAAGAGAAACAUGAGAACGAACUCCAGACAUUAAAAAGUGAGUAUGAGACGAAAUUAAAUGCAUUAAUAAAAAAUAGUGAAGAAAAUGAGAAGAAGAUAACAAAAUUAAAAGGAGAUUUGGUAAGUCUUGAAGAAGUUUUACAAAAUAAAGACAACGAAUUUGCUUUGGUAAAGAAUGAAAAAGAUGCUGUUGUCUGCCUGCAGAAUGAAAAAGAUCAGAAGUUACUAGAAAUGGAAAGCACAAUGAAGAAUCAAAAUUGUGAAAUUAAAGAGCUGAAAGAAUCCCGGGAAGUUGUGUUGGAAGACCUAAAGAAGCUCCAUGUUGAAAGUGAUGAAAAAAUACAACUUUUGAGGGCAGAACUUGAGACUUUGGAGCAGAGUCACCUAAAAGAACUGGAAGAUACGUUGCAGAUCCGGCAUUCGCAGGAAUUUGAAAAAGUUUUAACAGACCACAAGGACUGUUUAGAGAAAUUAAAAACUGAAAAUCAGCAGAGACUUGACCAAAUGCAAGAGUCUCAUGCUAUGAUUGUCCGAGAGAAGGAACAACAAUUGCAGGAAUUGGAGUUCAAAGUUUCUGAUUUGUCUGAUUUGAGAUGCAAGUUAGAAGUUGAACUUGCUUUGAAGGAAGCAGAAGCUGAUGAAAUGAAGAUCCUUUUAGAAGAAAGCAAAGUCCAACGGCAGGAAACGUUGAAAACCCUCAUUGAUAAGGAAACCGAAAGUUUAAGAACAGAGAUCAGUAAGUUACACCAGAAGAUCCAAGUUAAUGAUGAGGAAUAUCAAAUGGGUUUGACAGAGCUAAGAACUUUGAUGACAAUCGAGAAAGAUCAGUGCAUUUCUGAGUUGGUGUGUAGACAUGAGGAGGAAUCAAUUUUGCUGAAAACUGAGUUGAAUAAAGUAACUUCUUUGCAGCAACAAGCCUUUGAAAUAGAAAAAAAAUUGAAAGAGCAAACGGAAGAUUUGCAGAGUAGGUUGGAGCGGGAAUUGAGUGCCCUUGAAAAACAAAAAGAUGAAAAAAUGGCCCAACAGGAGGAAAAAUAUGAAGCUAUUCUUCAUCAGCUGGAGGAAGACAAAGAGAAAAUACUUUUGAAACAAGAACAGGACAGAGAGCUUCUUAUCCAGAAGCUUAAUUAUGAGAAAGAAGAAGCGGUGCGGAUUGCCCUCAAGGAAUUCGAGAUACAGAGAGAAGCUGUUGAAAGAGAACUCUUGGAAAAAAUAAAACAUCUCGAGAGUCAAAUAACUGGAAGUCUUCCCAUUGAGUCAACUAGUGAAGAGUCAUCCAGUUUAGUUGCUGAACUUCAAGAAAAACUUCAGGAAGAAAAGGCCAAGUUUUUGGAACAACUUGAAGAACAAGAAAAAAGAAAGAAUGAAGAAAUGCAAAAUGUCCGAACGUCUCUGAUUGCAGAACAACAGACCAAUUUUAACACUGUUUUGACAAGAGAAAAACUGAAGAAAGAAAACAUAAUAAAUGACCUCACUGACAAACUGAAAAACACAAUGCAGCAACAGGAGCGGGAUAAAGAUUUGAUUGAAACACUUUCAGAAGAUCGGGCCCGUUUGCUUGAAGAGAAGAAAAAGCUGGAAGGAGAAGUCAGUAAACUUCGUAGUAGCAGUUUUGUUCCUUCAGCGUAUUUUGCCUCAGAUCCAGAGCCCUGUGGAGCUUGUGCCCCUGAACUCCUCCCUGAUACAGAAAGAUCAGCUUUCGAGAUCGAGGAAGAAGGGCACGUGGAUUCGGCUAUGGAAACCAGCACGAUGGCAGUCCAUGAAAAUGUCCAUAUGCUGUCUGAGGAGAAACAGCGGAUAAUGUUGUUAGAAAAAACAUUGCAACUGAAAGAAGAGGAAAACAAGCGGUUAAAUCAAAGACUAAUGUCACAAAGCAUGUCUUCAGUAUCUGCAAGGCAUUCUGAAAAAAUAGCUAUUAGAGAUUUUCAGGUUGGAGAUUUAGUUCUUAUUAUCUUGGAUGAACGCCACGACAAUUAUGUAUUAUUCACUGUCAGCCCAACCCUAUAUUUCCUGCAUUCAGAGUCUCUUGCUGCAUUGGAUCUGAAACCAGCCUCAGGUUCAUCUAGAAGACCCUGGGUACUCGGAAAAGUUAUGGAGAAGGAAUAUUGUCAAGCCAAAAAGGCACAAAACAGAUUUAAAGUUCCGUUGGGUACCAAAUUUUACAGAGUGAAAGCCGUGCCAUGGAACAAGAAAGUAUAACCUACACAGGAAACUCGAUUCAUUCUGUCACAUUUCUCUGGCUUGUCCUACAGAGCUCAUUCGUCACUCCAAAAAUAGCAGACCAUCUUUUUAUACAGAAGUCAACGUGACAAUAUGCUUCACUGAUGUGCUACAUUUCCCUAACAGGUCACAUUUUAGAAACAAGAAAUCCAUCACAAUCCUAGGCUCAAUUCCAAUUUUUUUACCCAGAUGACUCUAGAAAUGCGGACCAAAUUAGUUCAUUUUCUCAAAGGGCAUACCCUGGUGCAUCGUGGCUUAUUAUUGGCCAUAUUAAUUGCCUGUUAAAUAUACAUUAGCUCGAACUUAGAUGUUAAAUGUUAGUUACCAUUAUUACCAGCAUUUGUCCUUUUGUGAAAUCAUUAUCAAAGUAUGUGCACUCUUUAACACAUUCUUUAUAAUAUGUAUAAAUACAUCAGAACUAUUUAAAGAGGAGUGUCAUUGCAUGCAGAUAAUCAUAUAAUUUUCUUCAAUAUGAGUUUGCCUCUGUAGAUAACUACUACAACUGGUUUCAUUACUUGGGAAAAAAAGCCCUUUGAUGUUUUGAGGAGGGGGAAAAAAAACCAGGAACCCUUGAAUUCGAUUGGCAGAUUUUUUUUUUUUUAAAACAUCAGCCCCAGAUAAUCUGCAGUCUUCAAAAGCACUUUCGACAGAUUGAUCCUAUAGAUUCUGAAGGGAAGACUCUGUGUCAUUUAUAGUUUUAAUGAAGCACUUGAACCUUCCCAACAACACAGAAGUCUUGUAUUAAUCUAUUUAGAAAAAUCAUAUUGAUAAAAUUGUAAUUCAUGGUUGAGUUUCAGGAAAAAAAAAAACCUCAUUGUACAUUAACCAUUCAAAAGUCAUUUAAGUAACAAAUUAUUGUAUUGUAAAAGACAUGUAGAAUUUUAAACAAUAAAGAUUUGAACCUGUAAA